Molecule: messenger RNA, 3296 nt
Organism: Equus caballus (horse)
Lineage: Eukaryota; Metazoa; Chordata; Mammalia; Perissodactyla; Equidae
Gene: NLRP4
Product: NLR family pyrin domain containing 4
Biological process (GO): regulation of inflammatory response
Cellular component (GO): cytoplasm
Source: RefSeq, a predicted model, not a curated record
UGUUGCUGCUAAUUCUGUCUCUGACGAUUGAUUUCUCUGCCCUGGACAAAUGGCGUCAUCUUUCUUUUCUGAUUUUGGCCUUCUGUGGUACCUGGGGGAGCUCAAAAAGGAUGAGUUCAGAAAAUUUAAGGAUUUCCUCAAACAAGAGCCUCUGCAACUCGGACUCAAGCCAAUUCCCUGGGCUGAAGUAAGGAAGGCAACCCGGGAAGGACUUGCUAACCUAUUGGUCAAACAUUAUGAGGAACAAGAAGCAUGGAAUGUGACCUUCAGCAUCUUUCACAAGAUCCAUAGAAAGGAUCUCUGUGAGAAGGCCAAGAAAGAGAUUACAGGACACACCAAGACAUAUCAAGCUCAUAUACAGGAGAAGUUCAACAAUAUGUGGUUCAGAGAAUCUGUCACUAGGAUUCAUGACUACUUUGACCAGAAAACCACCCAGAAAGAACGUGAGUCUUUGGAACGUCUUUUUGCCCCUAAGGAAACUGGAAAACAGCCACGAACAGUGGUCUUUAAAGGAAUACAAGGGAUAGGGAAAACGACGUUUCUGAUCAAGUUGAUGUUGGCCUGGGCAGAGGGCAGCCUCUAUCAGGAGAGAUUCUUUUAUGUUUUCUACUUCUGCUGCCGGGAAAUGAAGCAGUUGACACAGACAAGCUUGGCAGCGCUGAUUUCUAGAGACUGGCCCAACUCCCAUGUUCCACUAACGGAGAUCAUGUCCCAGCCAGAGAGACUCUUGUUCGUCAUUGAUAGCUUUGAAGAACUGAAACACAACCUGGAUGAACCUGAGUCAGAUCUGUGCAGCGACUGGAUGGAGCAGCGACCAGUACGGGUGCUCCUGAGUAGCUUGUUGAGGAAGAAAAUGCUCCCCGAGUGCUCACUGCUCAUUGCAGCUGCACCUGUGUACCCAGGGGAAAUUGAGGAUAGGUUGGUGUGCCCAGAAAUUAAAACAUUCCUGGGAUUCAGUGAGAGUGAGAGGAAGCAGUACUUCUGCUGUAUAUUUCAAGACAGGAAUAGAGCCAUGGAAGCCUUCAGUUUUGUAAGAGAAAAUGAACAACUGUUUUGCAUGUGCCAAAUCCCCACCCUUUGCUGGAUUGUGUGCACUUGUCUGAAGCACGAGAUGGAAAGGGGGAAAGAUCUGGCACUGACCUGCCGACGUACCACCUCUCUUUAUACUUCUUUCAUCUUUAACUUGUUCACAGCCAAGGGCACUAGUUGUCCAGAUCAGCAAAGCCAAAGCCAGUUGAAGGGCUUGUGUUCCCUGGCUGCAGAGGGCAUGUGGACCGACACGUUUGUAUUUAGUGAAGAGGAUCUUAGGAGAAAUGGGUUAGUGGAUUCUGACAUUCCUACAUUGCUGGACAUGAAGGCUCUUCAGAAGUACAGAGAAUGUGAGAACUCAUACCUGUUCAUCCAUGUGUGUGUCCAGGAGUUCUGUGCCGCCAUGUUCUAUUUUCUGAAGAGCCACAUCGACCAUCCAAACCCAGCUGUUGGAUGUACAGAGACACUACUAUUUACCUAUUUAAAGAAAGUAAAAGUACAUUGGAUUUAUUUGGGGUGUUUCAUGUUUGGCCUUUUAAAUGAAAAGGAGCAACAAAAGCUGGAUGCGUUUUUUGGCUUCCACCUGUCCCAAGAGAUACAGCAGAAAUUUCGCCAGUGUGUGCAGCGCAUAGGUGAGAGUGAACAUCUUCAAGGAGAGGUGGAUUUCUUGGCAUUGUGUUACUGUUUGUUUGAGAUGCAGAACGAAGCCUUUGUAAAGUGGGCAAUGGCCCUCUUCCAAGACGUUACAUUUUCUAUUGUUGACAGUGCAGAUUUGGUGACUUCUGCCUACUGCUUAAAACACUGUUCUCGCUUGAGGAAACUUUGGCUUUCCAUCCAAAAUGUCUUUAAAGAAGAGAAUGCAAACAACCCCACGUCAAAUUACAGUUUCAUCUGUUGGCAUCAUGUCUGCUCUGUGCUCACUACAAAUGAGAACCUCACAGAACUCCAAGUGAGUGACAGCAGCCUCAACGAGUCAGCCUUUGUGACUUUGUGUAAUCAGCUGAGGCAUCCCAGCUGUCACCUUCAAAAGCUUUGGAUAAAUAACGUUUCCUUCUCUGCUGAGAGUUGGUUUUUCUUUGAGGUGCUCACGCUUAGCCCGGAUUUGAAAUACCUGAACCUCAAUGGCACAGCCCUCUCCCGUAAGGAUGUGAAGUUGCUCUGUAACGCCUUGAGCAAUCCAAAGUGCAACGUGGAGGAACUGCUGCUGACAAAUUGUUGCCUUUCAGCUGAUGAUUGUGAAGCCUUCACCUGGGUCUUAAACAGCAACAACAAGCUGAAGCUUCUUAACGUAUCAUACAACUACUUGGACAAAGGCGUGCCCCUGUUGUGUAAGGCCCUGCGCCACCCAGACUGCGCUCUGGAGGUCUUGGUCUUGGGUUACUGCUACCUCAGUGGACACUGCUGGAAAAGCCUCUCUGAUGCUCUUCUGUGUAACAAGAGCUUGGUCCAUCUAGACCUCAGCGCAAAUGUCCUGAAAUAUGAAGAACUGAAACUUCUCUGCGAGGCCUUGAAACAGCCAAGCUGCCAACUACAGUCGCUGUGUUUAUUAAAAUGUUGUAUCACUGCCCGUGGCUGUCAAGACCUUGCCUCAGUCCUCACCAGCAACCAAAACCUGACAGGUCUGCAAAUUGGGUACAACGAUAUAGAAGAUGUCGGUGCGAAGCUGUUGUGCGAAGCUCUGACACAUCCCCAAUGUCGCUUAGAGAAUCUUGGGCUGGGUGCGUGCAAGUUAACUAGUGCCUGCUGCGAGGAUCUCUCUUCUGCUCUCACCAGCAGUAAAACUCUGAGAAGACUGAACCUCAGUGGAAACGCCUUGGACCACGGUGGGGUGGUGGUGCUGUGUGAGGCCCUGAGAUGCCCAGAGUGCCCCCUGCAGGUUCUCGGGCUGAAAAAAGAUGAAUUUGAUGAGGAAACCCAGAGACUUCUGAUGGCUGAAGAAGAGAGAAAUCCCCACUUGACAAUUUUCAGUGGCUAAUGGAACAGAGACAGGAGCAGAAGGGCAGAAAUCAGAUUGCGAGCAAGCAGGAUUCAUUCAGACUCAAGAGCACCUAUGGAGGAUAAGUAUUGGAGCCCUUACUUAUACCUACUCUGCACCCAGUAAUCACAAGUUACUCACACUGAUGGAGCCCUGAUUUUUCUGGUACCCCGUGCAGAUGUGUUUCAUACGUUGUGUGUUAAUGGGGUUUUUAUAUUUGCUUUGCGGCUUUGGGCAAGCCACUGAAAGACCUGCAAGGUAAAAUUUCUAUCCUGUCUUACAAUGACAUUUU